AUGACAGAGCCAUCCGAGAACUUAAAGGAUUCAAUGCCCACAGAGAGGAAGUCCAUGUGGAGGACCUCGGAGGAGAGGCGGAUGUCCGACCUCACGCGGGUGCUGGAGUGGCUGCAACGCAGGCAGGGGAAGAAAAAGCAAACUUUCCAGAAACCCAACUGGGCGGUACCCCCUAAAACAACUGGGAAGGAAGAAAAGAAAGGCCGAAGCAUCCCCAAAAAGCAGAAAGGGAACCACCAGGCAGCCUUCUCUGAGAAGACCCCCGAGCAAGGCACCAAGAAGGACAAGGACCAUGUCAUGUACCAAAAGCUAAAGGGAAAACGCCUCAGCCUGGUUCCUGGCAGCUACUCCAGGGACAACCCCAAGAAAUCUGAACUAGACAUCAAGGAUGCCAUCGUCCUGGAGUCCACUCAACGGUCCGUGCCAUACCAUCGACAAAGCAUCAUUGACCCCAUGCUCCAGGACCCUCUCUUUAGCACUCGGAGGUCGACGCUCUUGAGAGACUGGGUGGUAGGCAGGAUGCCCGAGGUCUCCUACGAGCGCAAGCUGAAGAGCCUCAUGGAGAAGGGCGCCGAGCCCAAGGUGGAGACCGUGAGAAUGCUGAAGCCGGAGGAGGUGCUGAGCUGCCGAUACCUGAGGUUGUCCAAGAACAACAUUCGAACCUUGCUUAAGCUGUGCAAGGAUGCGGGCAUGAACGUGGACAUCCACCCCCACAUGGUCGAAGGGGAGAUAGACGCUAAAAAGUUUUCAGAAAUGCAAAUGAAAAAUACAAGGCAAUACCACUAACACCACCAGAAUGGAUGAUCCCAAUUAUAGUGGAAAGUGUAGAGCAAAGAGAACGCCAUUGGGAUGGGUACAAUCGCUUUGGAAAACUGGCAACAUCUACAAAAUUUGUUUACACACUGAUGCUGUGGUCCAGUAUUCAUUCCUAGAUACGCACUUCACAGGAUUGUACAGCUAUGCGCACCAAAAGACUGUCCUAGAACGUUCACAGUGGCUUUAUUCAAUGCAGACAAAUACUGGAUUCAACCCAAACGUCCAUCAGCAGAAAGAUUAACUAGCAGUGUAUUCAUACAAUGGAAUACUGCAUAGAAACGAGAAUGAGCAAAUACGGAUGAACGAAGCACGCAAUAUCACGCAAAAGUAGCAAGACACAGAAAGGAGGACAGCUGUGUGAUUCCCCUAUACAACAGCACCCCCCACCCUCACCCCACGCCAGGCAAGACGAAUCUACCGUGGUAGAAGCCAGGAUAGCGGCGGCCCCUGGAGGAGGGUGGGUAGUGCCUGGAGCGGCAUCUGCCGUGCUGGUCACACAGGGGUUCACAUGUGGCAUUCUUUCACUGUACA
Molecule: messenger RNA, 1347 nt
Organism: Lynx canadensis (Canada lynx)
Lineage: Eukaryota; Metazoa; Chordata; Mammalia; Carnivora; Felidae
Gene: CE2H16orf78
Product: chromosome E2 C16orf78 homolog
Exons: 6
Coding region: 1-786 (261 amino acids)
Source: RefSeq, a predicted model, not a curated record